AUGGCGAUACGUGUGUAGCAAAGUACAGCAGGGUGAUGAACAGGUCAUGGCUGAUGGAGAGCUGAGUUUGAUUGAUAAAAACAUUUCAAGAUGGGGAUUCUUCAAAAAGUGAUCGGAGCAUGGAGUGGCGUAUUUACCCAGCUGCCAACCCUCUCGCUUCAUGCGCGCAAUCCGCUCUCUCUGCCUCUUCUCCUCUCUCAGUAAAAGUUUAUUUGAGGUUCCACUGAAGCCCGCUAUCACAUCUUUAAACCUCCACUGUAAUCGACUGUCAAAGAUUGAAGGGUUGACAACAGCAUGGCAUCUGCGGCAUCUGGACCUUUCAUCAAAUCACAUUACACAUAUCGAGGGCCUUGGUGGCCUUUCUUCAUUGCGUACUUUGAACCUGUCUUGCAACAGCAUCACCAAGGUGGAAGGUCUUAAUGGACUUGUAAACCUUACAAGGCUUAACUUGGCUUAUAAUCAAAUAAACGACCUCACUGGUCUCUUAUAUCUGCAUGGGACCGAAUACAAAUUGAAACACCUCCAGCUUCAUAGCAAUCGACUGGACAGCAUGAACCAUGUGCUGCAGUGCAUGGUGGGACUGCACAAUCUGAGAGAUGUCACUCUCCGUAUGGAUGGUGCUGAUAAUCCUGUGUGCCGUCUACCAGGCUACAGGGAUCUGGUGCUGCAGCCUUUGCAACAAAUCUCUACUCUGGAUGGAGAAAAUAGGUUCGGAAAACCCACUCUGUCAGGGGAUGAGAGCCCAAUGGACGUCCCAGGCCUGGAAGACUUUCUGGAGUUUCUGAUUUCAACAGACACUUGUGUUGCUGCCGAGCCGAUCCAGACAGAUGCUCCUCUCCCCACGCCCCGGAUUGACGAGGUUCUGACACAGUUUCGGCGUCACAAUCAAGUUUUGAACGCACCUGCCGAAACCCCAGGAGAUUCAGCCACAGGGAACCAGAUAAAUGAGCUUCGUAUUAAAAACUUGGAGCAGCAGGUGUCUCAACUCUUCCAGAAGCCUGCAGUGGCUGAUGGCGCUAGUGCGAGCGCUGCUUUGCAGUCUGUGGUACAGAAGGCAAAAAGGGACACGGAUCUCACAUCCGAGAGCGAAUAUGACAGUGCGAAAGAGAAUCUGCGACACUCCAGAGUCCGCCGACCCAAAAUCACAACAGCGAAGAAGCUGGUGAAAGGCAAACACUCUGACAGUGAAGCAAGCACACAAAAGCACAGGAGUUUAAAGCUGACCGCUGGCUCUGGGCAGAGGGCAGCAGUCCAAACUGUGGGGUCGACAGAAACAGCCAAGAAAGGCCUCAGAGCACGCCAGACCACUCCAGACAAAAUCUCCAAUCACACACAACAGGAGACCUAUAGGGUGAUACUGGAGGAGCGGGAUCAGGAGCGGGAACGGCGCUGGAAGGCAGAGCAGGCUGUGAAGAAGCUUACAGAUCAGGUGAAGGGGCUGCAAACACAGGCCACAGAGGAGAAAGAACUCCAGAGCCUGGCCUUGCACACAACUGAUAGGCUGAAGCAGUUGUUGCUGAAGGAGCGCACGGAGCGGACAGCACUGCAGGCUCGAGCGGAGGAGCUGGAGGAACGAUGUGCAAAUGCAGCACAACAGCUGCAGCAGCAGCACAGCCAUGAGGCGAAAUACAAGGAAGCACUGCACAGUUUACAGGAGAGCGUCUCCCAGCAAGAGACCCUCAGGGCCAGUCAGCAGGUGGAGGAGAUGAAGAGGAAGCAGGAGCUGGAGAACAAAUGCGCUGUUCUAAAGCGAGAAGUGGAAAUACUCAGAGCAUCAGUGCGGCAACAGAAAGAUAAGCUACAGCAACUACAUGAGCUGCUGACCUCCAGAGAAGAAGCGCACAGGAAGGAGCUGGCUUCACGGCUCAUUCCUGGUGGCGCUGAGUUUCGUGAAGCCGUGGCGAAGGAAGUGGGGGCUGUCGAGCAGAGACACACUCAGAGACAUAGCGAGAUGGAGCAGAAACUGGUCGAUGCCCGACACCAGUAUGCCACCCUGGAGGAUGAGUUCCGCAUGGCUCUCACCAUCGAAGCCAGUCGCUUCUCUGAGGUGAAAGAGAGCUUUGAGCAGGUGUCUGCUGAGCUUGCUGAGGUGAAGAUAGCGUUGACCGCGUCUCAGCAGAGAGAGAAGCAGUCAGGCUCUCUGGUGCAAGAGCUCACAGCUAUGGUGAAGGAGCAGAAAACUCGCAUAGCUGAACUCCUCAGAGCCAAACGUGAUGCUGUAACAGAAUUAAAGGCACGAGUGCGGACUCUGGAGGCAGGAGCAGAGGAGGACAGGCGACUAAGUGUGCAACUGGAACUUCUGAAGAAGGACAAAUCCAAACUGCUUUCACAGCUCAUUGCACAGGAGACUGUUAUAGAAGGGCUCCGAGCAGAGAGAAGGCUUUGGGGACAGGAGCUCGCCCAGCAAGGAGCUUCUCUUGCCCAGGACCGAGGUCGCUUGGAGGCCAAAAUCGAGGUCCUGACUACUGAGCUGGAGAGCCAGAAAAAACAGAAUCAGAGAGACAACGACUCACUAAAGAUUAAAACAAAGAUAGUGGAUGAUCAAACGGAGACAAUCCGGAAGCUAAAAGAGGCAGUGCAGGAAAGGGAUGAGCAGCUGCGUGCUCUGCGCGAGGAAAACCUGCAGGUUCAGAGAAAGUGCCAGAAGGAGCUGGAGGAUGAGAUGGUCUCAGCAGCAGAGCUCCGCGAUGCCGUGGACAAACUAAGCCUCAGAAAAGAUGAGCUCAAGCAACAGCUCCUUGACAAGGAGGCUGAGCUGGAUGAGCUCAGAGAUACCUACAGUGCCUCGAGUCACAAGUGGCAGGAAAAAGCGGACCUGCUGACCAAACUGGAGUGCCAGGUGAAGCGUAUGAAGGAGGGCUUCGAUGCCAAAGAGAAAGCGCUACUAGAAGAAAGGGAUAAAACCACCCGAGCACACAAGGCAGCAGUUGAGAAACUUCAUUGUGUGGACGACGCUUUCCGUAGACAGCUGGAGUCCCUGCAGGCUUCCCAUCAGGCUGAGCUGCUCCGACUGGCUAAUGACAAACAGAAACAAAUAGAACAGGCCAAUCAGAGGGUGCUCCAGGUCGAGGAUGAGAUGAGGCAGCUGCUGGAAGAAACCGAGAGCAACAAAAUGGCAAUGGAGGAGAAAAUAAGACGCCUCACCAGUGUGCUUAAAGACUUCUAACCAAAUAAUUCUCUUUUUAAAAUAAACAUUGUAAAAUACGUA
This is a messenger RNA of Neoarius graeffei (lesser salmon catfish), 3208 nucleotides long. RefSeq names its product leucine rich repeat and coiled-coil centrosomal protein 1 (gene lrrcc1). Gene Ontology annotation, cellular component: cytoplasm; centrosome. Gene Ontology annotation, molecular function: protein binding. The coding region runs from base 161 to 3166 and encodes 1001 amino acids. The record is from RefSeq and is a predicted model, not a curated record. The transcript is spliced from 21 exons. Lineage: Eukaryota; Metazoa; Chordata; Actinopteri; Siluriformes; Ariidae.